Messenger RNA from Piliocolobus tephrosceles (Ugandan red Colobus), 6973 nucleotides. RefSeq names its product AVL9 cell migration associated (gene AVL9). Gene Ontology annotation, cellular component: cytoplasm. The transcript is spliced from 16 exons. The record is from RefSeq and is a predicted model, not a curated record. NCBI's taxonomy places the organism in Eukaryota, Metazoa, Chordata, Mammalia, Primates, Cercopithecidae. The coding region runs from base 275 to 2233 and encodes 652 amino acids.
UCCCUGCCUUGCCCCGCCCCGCCUCGCCUCGCCUCGCCUCGCCGGCGGCUGCCGCCGAGUCAGGUGACAGCCCGGAAGCUGCGGAAGCGGAUGAGAGAAGCGCGGCUGCGGCCCUGGGGGCGGGAGCUGCUCGCCCUCCACCGAUCUCCUAGUGCGGCUCUCAUGUGCUGCGCUCGCUGACACCCGAAGUCCGCGGCUCUCCGCACACGGUGGGGUCGUCAGACCCGCUGCCCUUGGCGGUCGAAGUCGUAGUGUGGGCCCGCAGCGGCCGCCCAUGGAGAAGGCCAGGAGAGGCGGGGAUGGCGUCCCCCGGGGGCCCGUACUGCACAUCGUGGUUGUUGGCUUUCACCAUAAGAAGGGCUGCCAGGUUGAAUUCUCUUACCCGCCCCUGAUUCCAGGAGAUGGACAUGACAGCCACACUUUACCUGAAGAAUGGAAGUAUUUGCCCUUCCUUGCCUUACCAGAUGGCGCACACAACUACCAGGAAGAUACUGUGUUUUUUCACUUGCCACCCAGAAAUGGAAAUGGAGCCACAGUAUUUGGUAUCUCUUGCUAUCGACAAAUUGAAGCCAAGGCACUGAAAGUAAGGCAAGCAGAUAUCACCAGAGAGACUGUUCAGAAAAGUGUCUGUGUUCUAAGCAAGCUGCCUUUGUAUGGUUUACUUCAAGCAAAACUUCAACUCAUUACACAUGCAUAUUUUGAAGAGAAGGAUUUUUCCCAAAUUUCCAUUCUAAAGGAACUUUAUGAACAUAUGAAUAGUUCCUUGGGAGGGGCUUCAUUAGAAGGAUCCCAAGUAUAUCUUGGUCUGUCACCUCGAGAUCUUGUCCUUCAUUUUCGACACAAGGUCUUAAUCCUAUUUAAGCUAAUUCUUCUUGAAAAAAAGGUUCUUUUUUAUAUUUCUCCAGUGAAUAAAUUGGUGGGUGCACUGAUGACUGUGUUAUCCCUUUUUCCAGGCAUGAUUGAACAUGGUCUCAGUGACUGUUCUCAGUAUAGACCCCGGAAGAGUAUGUCUGAAGAUGGUGGACUUCAGGAAAGUAACCCAUGUGCAGAUGAUUUUAAUUCUGCAUCCACUUCUGACGUUUCACAUACCAACUUGGGAACUGUCAGGAAAGUCAUGGCAGGAAACCAUGGAGAAGAUGCUGCCAUGAAGACUGAAGAGUCUUUGUUCCAAGUGGAAGACAGCAGCAAAGGGCAGGAACCCAAUGAUAACAAUCAAUAUUUGAAACCUCCAUCUCGCCCAUCUCCAGAUUCUUCAGAAAGUGACUGGGAAACUUUGGAUCCUAGUGUUUUAGAGGACCCCAACUUGAAAGAAAGGGAACAGCUGGGAUCAGACCAGACAAAUUUGUUUCCAAAGGACUCUGUCCCCUCAGAGAGUCUUCCAAUUACUGUACAACCUCAAGCUAAUAUGGGACAGGUAGUCCUGAUACCAGGGCUCAUUUCGGGUUUGGAAGAGGAUCAGUAUGGCAUGCCCCUGGCCAUCUUCACAAAGGGAUAUCUGUGUUUGCCUUACAUGGCAUUGCAGCAGCAUCAUCUUCUCUCCGAUGUCACCGUUCGGGGGUUUGUUGCUGGAGCUACUAACAUCCUUUUUCGACAACAGAAACACCUCAGUGAUGCCAUUGUGGAAGUACGUUUAUGUGUAGAAGAAGCUCUGAUCCAGAUCCACGAUCCAGAACUCAGGAAGCUGCUUAACCCAACCACUGCAGACCUAAGGUUCGCAGAUUACCUAGUGAGGCACGUGACUGAGAAUCGGGAUGACGUCUUCCUAGAUGGCACGGGCUGGGAGGGAGGUGACGAAUGGAUCCGGGCCCAGUUUGCGGUCUACAUUCAUGCCCUGCUGGCUGCCACACUGCAAUUAGAUAAUGAAAAGAUAUUAUCGGACUAUGGGACAACUUUUGUUACGGCAUGGAAGAAUACUCACAACUACAGGGUGUGGAACAGCAACAAGCAUCCAGCACUUGCAGAAAUAAAUCCAAACCAUCCAUUUCAAGGCCAAUACUCAGUAUCAGACAUGAAGUUAAGAUUCUCACAUUCUGUUCAGAAUAGUGAACGUGGCAAAAAAAUUGGAAAUGUCAUGGUCACAACUAGCCGGAAUGUUGUGCAAACAGGAAAAGCUGUUGGCCAGUCAGUUGGAGGAGCUUUUUCCAGUGCAAAGACAGCUAUGUCUUCAUGGCUUUCCACUUUUACCACUUCCACCUCCCAAAGUCUCACUGAGCCACCAGAUGGGAAGCCUUGAGCAGGGUGUCAGAAGCUGCUAUUGCUUUCUGAGGUUUAAGUGUCCCCUGUCUGUCUGCUGCUCCCAGGCUGUUAUCAGCCACAGAUCCACAGCAGGGGACCAUAUGUCAAACUGUUUACAUAGACGGUUGCUCUAAGUGAAUGCUUCAGGAUGCCGAAAUGAUGAAAUCACAGCCGUAGCAGGGAUGGCUUUCCAGGUUGGGGUUUCAAUUGACUACUUUUAUUUCAGUCUGAGCCUGAUUAAAACAUACAGUGAACCUUCUAAUGAAUUUUGAGUUCUGAUACUGUACAUUGGUUUACUUUAGAAGAGUUUUUAUUUAUGUAAAUUUUGUUCUGUUUUGGUGUUUGAAUAUCUAGAUGGUCAUUGUAAUUUAUACUUGCUAAAAUUAAUUUAUAUUACCAUUUUCUCUAAAGUUGGCCUUAAAAUGUUCUUAUAAAGUGAAGGGGUCAUACAGUUGGGCCUUUAUUAUUUUGCUGAAUUCUAUGAUGAUUAUUUUGCUUUCUACCCACAAAACAUUUAUUAAUUCACUUCCUCCCAAAAACAUGAAAGUCAGGGGUAGUAGUUCUGAGGAUUGGGUGUUUUAUGUUUUUAGUUUGUUCUUUCCACAUCCUUAAAAACUUGCUUUCAGACAUCAAGGAGUAUCAUGUGCUUUCCUCCUCUUUAUAACUGUGCAGGUGGCUGUGCAGAGAAAUAGCAGAGUGAUGGUUCAAUGAUACUGAAGCAGUUUAACAUGAAUGUGUCUGUAGGGCAAUACUUUCAAAGACCUAUGUGUUUAUUUUUCAACCACAGUCAUGUUGCAGUCUUUUACAAGCACUUUUUUAAAUUCACAGUUUGUGCCAUCUGUUUCACUUUUUUUUGUAGCGGGGACAGGGUCUCGCUGUAUUGCCCAGGCUGGAGUGCAGUGGCGCCAUCUCGGCUCACUGCAACCUCCAUCUCCUAGGUUCAAGCAAUUCUUGUACCUCAGCCUCCCAAGUAGCUGGGAUUAUGGACAUGCACCACCACACCCAGCUGAUUUUUGUAUUUUUAGUAGAGACGGGGUUUCGCCAUGUUGGCCAGGCUGGUCUUGAUCUCCUGGCCUCAAGUGAUCUGUCUGCCUCAGCCUCCCAAAGUGCUGGGAUUACAGGCAUGAGCCGCUGCGCCUGGCCUGUUUCUUUUUUAAACAGUUUUCUAUUGAGUGUUUGCAGACCUACAGCUUUUCUCGUAGUCUUAUUCUUCAUAAAGCUUUUCAAAGCACUUAGUCUUCUACUUCCCUAACUGAAAGUCUUCCUAUAAUCAAUCCCUACCCCCUUCUAUAAGUAUUUUAAAAGAAAAGCAAGGUGACUGUAUUAAAUAGAAAUCUCAUCUUAGUUUAUAUUCAUCAAAGUAAGAGGCAAGAGAAGAAAACUGCAGCCUUGACAUCUGUCAUCUGAGAAAGGACAUCUGGUUUCAUGUUAGGUACAUACAUGCAUGUGCGUGCCAUCUACUGAUGAUCUGUACACAGCUGGACCUUGUGUGUUUGUCAUGCUCAGCUCUCAUUUGCUUUUCAAGGAGACCUGGGAUGGGUGUUCUCAGAGAGUACUUACGAGGAAAAGACUGCCUUUUCAGUAACAAAGGAUACUUGGGAAAUACAUUGUGAGUAUGAUCUAUCCCAGAUUGCUGGGGAAUUAAAGGAGGACGCUGAUUAUAUUUGGUUUAUUCCUCACGAAAUGUUUAAGAAGUAAAUGCUCCCAAGGCAUUUGAAAUGAACAUAGAAACAUAAUCUAAAUAUCUCUAAACUUUCCACUUUGUGUUUUCUAAACACAAAUUGUAUUACCCAUUUGAGCAUAACUCAAGAAUUCAGCAAUGAUAAACUGAAGGGCUGAAUGUGAGAACUCCAUUAUGUCCACUUCUUCCAAGAAAGUUAACCUCAGGAAAUACUGUUUGAAUAGAAGAAAUACCAAACAAAACCUUAAACAGUACUCUAAUCUUUUUGUGCUGAGACUAUAAAGAAUUCAUUCUAACAUCUUGUUGUUUCUCAAGGACCACAUCAUUCGUUGGAGCAUGAUAGUGUGAUUUGUGUGCAAUUGUUACCUCUCAGCUGCUGAAGUUCACACUUCAGGGAUCUAGGAGCCCUGUGAGGGUCAUCCAGCGACAUGCUGAUUUGUCUUUCAGCUGGUAUGGUUUCUAUGACUGGGGUCAACUCCCAUUUUUCACCCUUCAAAAGCAGCCCAGCUCAUGCUUUGGAAUCCACUGAAAUAAAAAUAGUUACAUCAAGUUUAACUUUCUUUAAUACCACUUGUUCCCCAUUUGAAUACACACUUUGAUCGGACUUUCUAUUAACAUGUCUAGCUAACAGUUUGAUUCUUAGUGGUCACUUUACUGACUUUCAACAUAAAACAAGUAUCUCAGAAAAUACAGCUUUCAUCAUAGAAAUGGUCAAAAGACCAUAGCUGUAUUUCCUUCAGGCUCUAGGAGGUGGAGUUUUUCAAGGAACACUGGCCCUUGUAUUGUUGGCAGGAGCCCCAGGGCAGUUCGCACAGAGGCAAGAAGCCUCACCCCUGCUCCUGUGACCCCCCACAUACUUCAGGCUUGGAUUCUAGGCUCCAAGUGGCCAGCAUAGAAGCAGCAGCCUCUCUCCAAACCCUGGCUCUGUGAGCCAUAGGAGCCACCACUAGGCCAUCUUCUGACACAGCCCUGGUAAAGGUGUGUGUGUUGUUGACCAAACUUGCCCCAGUGCUUGCUAAGGCUUGUGUGUCUAAGAACUGAGUGUUUGUACCUAGGUGUGAGGGAACCAGGGUCAGCCAGCCUUUUUCACAUGUGCCAGGCACACACACUACAUCAAUGUCUUGGUGGUGGCUUCGCUGCUAUCCAGGUGACUUAAAAGUUUGGAAAAUGUCCCUGGUAUACUUCAGUUCCUACUAGACAUUGUAAUGACAAUGGUGUAGGUAAGGAAGAGAGAGUUAAAGCUACCAGUUGUGGAACAGAAAUAGUUGCAUGUCCAAAGGUGGCCUACAAUGAUUGUGCGUGUGCACUUGGCUCACAUAACCAGCAUGAAUAGUCUCUUCCCAAAUCCGUUAGCGAUUACCCCCUGCCAAGCACAGCCCCAAAACAAUUCUCAUCCACUUUCCUGUUAAGAAACACAGCAGCAAUAUACUUUGGCAGCAUACCAGAGCAUAUGAUGUGACUUGCUCAACCUUAUCUUCCUUUCCAAAUUCUAUACGAAGCGUCUGAUGUUUUUUAGAAUAAUUUCCUUUGGAAAGCCAAGGAGAAAGCAAAUUCGGAAGAGAAGUGAGAAACUGUUGCCUGGCUGAGGAAUAAGAUGCUUAAAAUCUGAAUGAAAGUAUUUUGAGAGCAGUAUUUCAUGUGCUAAGAGGUAUAAGAAUUCUUUUAGAAAGCAGUUAGAAUGUUACUCUGCUAGUUACAAGUUUUAAAGUCACGCUAUAGCAUUAUCGCCCUGGUAGGUAGGUUUUGUUAUUGUUUUAUAGUUUGUGAAUAAAAGUUUUGUAGAAGUUACAGCUAGUGGUCUUUUCCCUCCAGAGCCAGUGAUGAGUGUUGGAGCACUUCAGCUCUAGAAGGGGGUCAGUGUUCUGACCUUUAACCACAUGAACUUACCUGUGUCAGCAGUUGCGGAAAGUAGCCUGUUAGGACAGCAGCUGCUAAGCGUUGCCUGGUAUUUUAGUGGGGAGAUGGUUGGGACUCUUAAUGGCAUCAACACUUGCAUGCUCUGAAUCUUUGAUCAGAGAUGAGGUGCCAUUCGUGGCAUUUCCACCCCGUCUCGUGGUAGCCUUUAAAAGUGGUAGAAGAUGCUACCCUAAUUCCCUGAGGAUUGUCAUUCCAUGCAGCGUAAGGUGCCGCGAGGAGUUUCUCAUUCCAGUUCUUUGGACUUCGUAACAUUGAAAUUGUUUUUCCAUAAUUUCCGGCAUUCCAUAAAUAUUUGUCAAGGACAAAGAAAAGGAAUGUGGAUGUCUAUUCUUUUCAUAUGAAUGACUUUGUACACAUGACUUCCUGCUUUCAUUAUGAAGGAGGGGAAACUAGUUCCCUUAUAUGGUAACUCCAAAGUUAAAAAAUUGUGCAUGUCUGAGGGGUUGAAUAUAUUUUGUAAAACUCUAAAUACAUUUGUAUUUCUGUGCUGUUCUAAAGUUUACCUUUUUACUUAUAUGAAAGAUAUAGAAACUAUAUAUUUAAAUCAUGUAAAUGGAACAGUGUAGGGGGUUUUCCCGAUCUUAUUUUUCAUCAGCUUCUCACAUCCACGUAGAUGCUGCUCAGAUUUUUUCACGUGUGCAAUAUGAACAUUUGAACAUUUCAGUCAGGUACUGAGCCAGAAAAGGUAAUUGAAGUUUUCAGAAAGCUUCUGUGCUUAGAAAAUAUUUUGUUUUCUUAAAAAAAUAGUUUUUUGUAGCUGGAAGAAUAAGAUCAAGGCUUACAUGUUUCAGGCCCCUUGGUCACUGGUUCCUGAAUUUAGGAAACAUUGGAUUAAUGAGUUGGUGAAGGUAUUUAGUGGUUACAAAAAUAGUUUAAAUAUUUACAAUUAAAGGCUUUUCACAAACCUUUUCUAAGAAAAUUUAGCUGAGAAAACAAAAAGUUUUCUAAGGAAGUUUAGCUGUGGCACAUGUUUUGAUCAGAAAGGUAUUUUCUCUUUGGUAGUUUUAAAGUUUGUACUAGUUCUUUUUUUAUUGUUAAAAUUAUAAAUCAUGUCUAAUCAUACUGAACUGUAAAACUUCUGUUGUAUCUUUAUUUUAAGCGUAAAUGAGAAUAAAAUGAUCCUGUCCGCCCUGCCUACAA